CUUUCACUUCCCCCAUUCCCAUAAAACCCCUUUUUCUUCUUCCUUCGCUUGAAGCAAGCUCCUCUCCUCUCAUCUUUUCCCACUCACUCCCAUUCCCUCCAAUAACCCAAAAAAUGCACGCCAAGACCGACUCCGAGGUGACCAGCCUGGCGCCGUCGUCGCCGACCAGAUCCCCCCGCCGCCCGGCCUACUUCGUCCAGUCCCCCUCCCGCGACUCCCACGACGGCGAGAAGACCACCACUUCCUUCCACUCCACCCCGGUCCUCAGCCCCGUUGCCUCCCCGCCCCACUCCCACUCCUCCGUCGGCCACCACUCCCGGGAAUCCUCCUCCACCCGCUUCUCCGGCUCCCUCAAGCCCGGAUCUAGGAAGAUCUCCCCCAACGACGCCUCCAGAGGCGGCGGGCAUCGGAAAGGGAACCAGAAGCAGUGGAAAGAAGUCGAUGUGAUUGAGGAAGAAGGCCUGCUCGAAGACGAAGAGCGCCGCAGGGGAAUCCCCCGCCGCUGCUACGUCCUUGCUUUUGUUCUGGGGUUCUUCGUCCUCUUCUCUUUCUUCUCUCUGAUUCUCUGGGGAGCUAGCAGGCCCCAAAAGCCCAAGAUCACAAUGAAGAGCAUUAAGUUCGAGCGUUUCAACAUCCAAGCCGGCUCCGACGCCUCCGGAGUAGCUACCGAUAUGAUCACCGUCAACUCCACCGUCAGAAUGAUCUACCGCAACACCGGAACUUUCUUCGGCGUUCACGUGACCUCGACGCCUCUGGAUCUGACUUACUCGCAACUCGCAAUCGCCACGGGAACGAUCAAGCGGUUUUAUCAGAAGAGGAGCAGCCAGAGGUCGGUGGCGAUAUCCAUCGCGAGCGACAAGAUCCCGAUGUACGGCAGCGGAGCAGGGCUGAGCAGCACGGCCACCGGAAAACCCUUGCUGCCGGUCCACCUGACGCUGAACUUCACCGUCCGAUCUAGAGCUUACGUUCUGGGGAAAUUGGUGAAGCCGAGAUUCUACAAGACGAUCGGGUGCGACAUUACGUUCAAUCCGAACAAGGCCAACGCCACGAUCUCGCUCAAGCAUGCCUGCACUUACGAUUGAUUUUGAUUUUGAGGAUCUGAGAGGGACUGUGGAAGAGUUGAGGGACCGUUUUGUAAUUUGGCAAAUCGUGAUUAGUUUAAUUCUUUUGUUGUGGGAUUAGUUGAAGGGAGUAAGUGAGAAUGAUGAGAUGACAGCUCACGGGGCAGGUGUUCUGAGCUGGACGGGCAGGCAGUGAGGGAAAACGCGGAGUUGGACUUUUGGUUUUUGGAGGGUGCUGCCCGGCUGCCCGAAGAAGAGUGACUUGUGCGAGUAAUCAUACACAAAAAAAAAAAAGUACUUUAUUCUUUGUAAUUUUGAUUUAUUUCUACUACCUACUUGUCCUAUAAAUAUAUUCACGUAAAAUUCAUGAAAAAACAAUAAUUUUGUAUAACCAGUAAUUACAGUUUAUUUACGUAAAUAUAUUUCCCACAAUUUCUUCA
This is a messenger RNA of Linum tenue, 1501 nucleotides long. Lineage: Eukaryota; Viridiplantae; Streptophyta; Magnoliopsida; Malpighiales; Linaceae. The record is from the annotation of a GenBank genome assembly.